UUAUAGAUUAUCUUGUAACAUAAAAUAAUUAAUAAAUAAUAACAAUUCUCAAUUAUAUUCUAUAAAAUAAGUUAAAUUUAAUAAUAAUUAUUUUAUUAAUUUGUUGAUUGUUCUAAAAUUGAAAACUGGAUUCCAAAAUGGUACCACCAACUCCUUGUCAAAGAGCAAUAUCACCUCCUAUACCAUCACCUAGCAUGCAAUUAAGUAUGGCUCGAGAUAGAGAGAAAUACUUAGAAGAAUAUAAUUUUCCUUUUUGUGAAGCUGCUACUAAAUUUGAAAAAAUGGCAAAAAUUGGUCAAGGAACUUUCGGUGAAGUGUUUAAAGCAAGAGAUAAAAAGAACAUGAAGCGAACUGUUGCUAUGAAAAAAAUUCUUAUGGAAAAUGAAAAAGAAGGGUUUCCAAUUACAGCCUUACGAGAAAUUAGGAUAUUGCAGUUAUUAAAACAUGACAAUGUAGUUAAUUUAUUAGAAAUAUGUCAAACUAAAGCUAGUCAAUUCAAUCGUUACAGAUCAACAUUCUACCUAGUUUUUGAAUUUUGUGAACAUGAUCUUGCUGGUUUGUUAUCUAACACUAAAGUAAAAUUCAGUUUAGGUGAAAUUAAACAAGUAAUCCAACAAAUGCUUAAUGGUCUCUACUAUAUCCAUAGUAAUAAGAUAUUACAUCGUGAUAUGAAAGCUGCAAAUGUCUUAAUCACAAAAACUGGAACUUUGAAGCUAGCUGAUUUUGGUUUAGCUAGGGCAUUUAGUGCACAAAAAAAUGGUCAACCUAAUAGGUACACUAAUCGUGUAGUUACAUUAUGGUAUCGUCCUCCUGAAUUAUUACUUGGUGAUAGAAAUUAUGGCCCACCUGUAGACCUAUGGGGGGCAGGUUGUAUUAUGGCUGAAAUGUGGACUCGGUCACCUAUAAUGCAAGGUAAUUCAGAGCAGCAACAGUUAACAUUGAUAUCUCAACUAUGUGGAUCAAUAACACCAGAAGUGUGGCCAAAAGUUGAAUCUUUAGAUUUGUAUAAUCAAUUAGAAUUGGUUAAAGGUCAAAAAAGAAAAGUAAAAGAAAGACUAAAACCAUAUGUGCGUGAUCCUAUGGGCUGUGACUUAUUAGAUAAAUUACUAGUAUUAGAUCCAGCAAAACGAUUUGAUGCUGAUUCAGCUUUAAAUCAUGACUUUUUUUGGACAGAUCCCAUGCCGUGUGACUUGUCUAAAAUGUUAUCUCAGCAAACUCAAAGCAAUUUUGAGUAUUUAGCACCUCGAAGACUAAAUAAUCAUCAAUCAUCUGCAAUGCGACCUGCUUCAGCGGUUUCUAAUCAAGGUGCAUCAACAUCAACUACAUCAGGUUUCCAUGAACGAGUUUUCUAGCGCAAGUGAACGGCAGCUGUUGCGGCCGCUUGUUAUAUUACUCAAGAAUUUUUUACAUUUAAAAAUAUUCUUAUAAGUAGGAUUUUAUUUUUGUGUACAUAAACCAACUUUCUUAAGUUAUAAUCUAUGAUUUAAUUUUUUGACAAUACCUCUACUAAUAGUUGUUAUUUUAAAUGAAGGCAUUUUGUUUGAUAUUUAAUUAUAAAGGUUUUGAAACAGCUAUGUUGUGUAUGCCUUUGAUUGAUAUUUUUGUAUGAAAGAAAAAUAAUGCACUUGACUGUAAGCAGUGAUCUCAUAGCACUUUGUUUAAUUUUGUUUACAUAGUUAAUAACUAAAUUAUAGUUAUUUUAAAUAAGAGAGAUCAUAUUGCUACAAAUUUGUUAUACAAUGUAUAAAAUUUAAAUUUUAAAUGAAUUGUAAAUCAUUAUUGAAAAAUUAGUUUCUAUUCUUAUAUUAUAACUAUGAAGUAAAAUUGAAAUAUUAAAAUUUUUUAUAACUAAUCGUUGUAAUUAAAAUAAAUUUUAAAAAUGCCAUUUAAACA
This is a messenger RNA of Daktulosphaira vitifoliae (grape phylloxera), 1893 nucleotides long. RefSeq names its product cyclin-dependent kinase 9-like. The record is from RefSeq and is a predicted model, not a curated record. NCBI's taxonomy places the organism in Eukaryota, Metazoa, Arthropoda, Insecta, Hemiptera, Phylloxeridae. Gene Ontology annotation, cellular component: nucleus. Gene Ontology annotation, biological process: protein phosphorylation. The coding region runs from base 138 to 1352 and encodes 404 amino acids. The transcript has 7 exons. Gene Ontology annotation, molecular function: cyclin-dependent protein serine/threonine kinase activity; ATP binding.